Messenger RNA from Stegastes partitus (bicolor damselfish), 1330 nucleotides. RefSeq names its product cathepsin H (gene ctsh). The coding region runs from base 76 to 1047 and encodes 323 amino acids. The transcript is spliced from 12 exons. Gene Ontology annotation, biological process: proteolysis. Lineage: Eukaryota; Metazoa; Chordata; Actinopteri; Pomacentridae. Gene Ontology annotation, molecular function: cysteine-type peptidase activity. The record is from RefSeq and is a predicted model, not a curated record.
UCAACUCUUGGGUUUCACUUCAGUUCCACCCGCCUGCCGUUGUGAUCAGCUGCAGCUUUCACUGAACUAAGCAACAUGAUUUUACUUGUGUUUGCUUUGGCGUCUGUAACUUCAGCUUUUCCUCUGUCUGAACAAGACGAGUUUCACUUCAAGUCAUGGAUGGUACAGCACAACAAAGUGUACAACAUGCAGGAGUACCACCAGAGACUCCAGAUCUUCACAGAGAACAAGCAGAGGAUUGACAAACACAAUGAAGGAAAUCACUCUUUCACAAUGGCCCUGAACCAGUUUUCUGACAUGACAUUUGGUGAAUUCCGAAAGUCGUUCCUCUGGUCUGAACCACAGAACUGCUCUGCUACCAAGGGGAACUACGUCAGCAGCAACGGACCACAUCCAGACUCCAUCGACUGGAGGAAGAAAGGAAAUUAUGUGACAGAUGUGAAGAAUCAGGGAGGCUGUGGUAGCUGCUGGACUUUUUCCACAACUGGCUGUCUGGAGUCCGUCACUGCUAUCGCCACUGGAAAGCUCGUGCCACUGGCAGAACAGCAGCUGGUGGACUGCGCCCAGGAUUUCAACAACCAUGGAUGUAAUGGCGGUCUUCCCAGUCAAGCAUUUGAAUACAUCAUGUACAACAAGGGGCUGAUGAGGGAGCAGGACUAUCCAUACAAAGCUGUUGAGGGUAAAUGUACGUAUAUACCACAUCUGGCUGCUGCUUUUGUGAAGGAGGUGAUGAACAUAACCGCGUACAAUGAGAUGGAGAUGGUGGACGCUGUCGGCACACGCAAUCCUGUCAGCUUCGCCUUUGAGGUGACCCCUGACUUCAUGAGUUACCACAAGGGCGUGUACACCAGCACUAAGUGCCACGACACCACAGACAAAGUGAACCACGCAGUUCUAGCUGUCGGCUACGGACAAGAGAACGGUACCCCGUACUGGAUAGUAAAGAACUCAUGGGGCUCCGGCUGGGGCAUGGACGGAUAUUUCUUCAUUGAACGUGGGAAGAACAUGUGUGGACUCGCUGCCUGCUCAUCUUUCCCAGUGGUGUGAUUUUUACAUGAUUGUGCACUAAAAAGGGAUGAAAUUUUUUAAUCAUACAGGGAUAUUUUUUGUGAUUGUUUUGCUUUGAGUGUAGGCAGUUUUUUCUAUGGACAGUGUGUUUCUGCACAAGGGAAUAUGUCUUAAUCUCCACUGAAGCACUAUGACAGGACCAUCGGGCCGUACUGAGAUCAAAUACACUAUAAUAUCAGUACAUCUGAAAUAAUCACUCAACUAUCAAUCUUUUGAAUAAUGAUGUGUGUAAAUUUCACAAAUAAAAUCAACUUAAUCUGUG